AUGGCCGAGACGGCUUCAGUAAACAAAUCCUACUUCAACGAUGAAGCCUCGAACUAUGACGCGAAGCAUGAGAAGAGCCUGCGGCAACUCACUGAGGCUAUCCAGGCUCGGCUCGAUUUUAUCGGGGUUGACUGGGUGAAUGACGACGACGAUACGGCAGACGGGGUCGGGUCGAAACAAGUGAGACUUCUGGAUUACGCCUGUGGGACGGGUAUGAUCUCGAGGGCGUUGGCUCCCUACACAACACAGUGUGUUGGGAUUGACUUAUCCGAAAACAUGGUUGCGGCUUACAAUGCUCGCGCUGAAAACCAAGUGAGUGUCUCACUGCGCCCACUCAGCAGCGCCUUUGAGCUCGCUGGCCUAUCCAAAGACGAAAUGUUCGCCUUCCAUGGCGACUUAGCUGUAGCAGACGAUCCCAACCCCCCAUCGCUCUCGGGUCCUGAGUUCUUCGAGUUCGAGCUCGCAGCCGUAGGGGGCGGUUUCCACCACUUCGCCGACCCGGAGCUGGCCGCCAAACGCAUCGUUGAACGGCUACGGCCCGGCGGCGUCCUGGUCAUCUGGGACUUCUUGCCGCACGACCAUCACCAGCAUCAUCCUCACCCGGUGGCGAAUACCGUUGUCCACCAUGGGUUCUCCAAGGAGAGGAUCAGGGAGAUAUUCGAGAAGGCGGGUGCGGGCAAGGGAUAUGCCCUGGAGGAUUUGGGAGCUGCGGUUGUGAUUGGGGAUGGGACUAAUUUGGAGAGCAGGAAAAGGCGGGUGUUUCUUGCUAGGGGGGAGAAGGCUGCUUGA
This is a messenger RNA of Pseudomassariella vexata, 789 nucleotides long. Its product is annotated as S-adenosyl-L-methionine-dependent methyltransferase. The transcript has 4 exons. Bases 1 to 789 code for a protein of 262 amino acids. The record is from RefSeq and is a predicted model, not a curated record. NCBI's taxonomy places the organism in Eukaryota, Fungi, Ascomycota, Sordariomycetes, Amphisphaeriales, Pseudomassariaceae.